AUGUCGACAAGACCAUACACGAUGACAGUGAACGAGGGCUCGGACGUUCGCGAGUGUGGAUCAGUUACUGGAGGUCUCCUGAAGAUUUCAGAAACUGGUUCUCGAGCCCAGAAGUAUCUGCCUUUUGGCAAUCGCUCCCUGACGAUGCUGGCUUCAAUUGAGCCAACAGCCGUCGCGCAAGACCUUGAUAUCUUCCCUGAACUCGAUUUCAACAGAAAAAUCGAGAUUCUCUAUUAUUCUGACCUCAGGUGGAUGGAGCGGGUUGGGAGAAGAGAUAAAACGCAUGUCAAACUCAGAUCAAAGUUCAUGGAGCGAUACGGACCUGAUGGAGACAUGUCCCAUGGAGAUUUACUCUUGUGGGUGGAGUUGGGCGUGCUCAAGGCAAAAGACAUCGAAGCCGAGUACAUUGGAUGCUACGAGGCUACAGGAUUUUUAGCCUACGAUCACGACCCAAAUUUUGCUGUGGACGGAUAG
Aureobasidium melanogenum CBS 110374 is the source of this 474-nucleotide messenger RNA. RefSeq lists its product as uncharacterized. The record is from RefSeq and is a predicted model, not a curated record. The coding region runs from base 1 to 474 and encodes 157 amino acids. The transcript has a single exon. Lineage: Eukaryota; Fungi; Ascomycota; Dothideomycetes; Dothideales; Saccotheciaceae.